Messenger RNA from Gorilla gorilla gorilla (western lowland gorilla), 3194 nucleotides. RefSeq names its product ankyrin repeat domain-containing protein 18B-like. The transcript has 16 exons. Bases 254 to 2416 code for a protein of 720 amino acids. Lineage: Eukaryota; Metazoa; Chordata; Mammalia; Primates; Hominidae. The record is from RefSeq and is a predicted model, not a curated record.
UAUGUGAUAGUACAUCUUCUGCUGCUGCUGGCAGAUUAACCCAACAAAGAAAGAUUGGGAAAACGUAUCCUCAGCAAUUUCCCAAGAAGCUGAAGGAAGAGCAUGAUAGAUGCACCUUAAAACAAGAAAAUGAAGAAAAAACAAAUGUUAAUAUGCUGUACAAAAAAAUAGAGAAGAAUUAGAAAGGAAAGAGAAACAAUAUAAGAAAGAAGUUGAAGCAAAACAACUUGAACCAACUGUUCAGUCACUAGAGAUGAAAUCAAAGACUGCAAGAAGUACUCCAAAUCGGGAUUUUCAUAAUCAUGAAGAAAUGAAAGGUCUGAUGGAUGAAAAUUGCAUUUUGAAGGCAGAUAUUGCUAUACUCAGACAGGAAAUAUGUACAAUGAAAAAUGACAACUUGGAAAAAGAAAAUAAAUAUCUUAAGGACAUUAAAAUUGUUGAAGAAACAAAUGCUGCCCUUGAAAACUAUAUAAAACUCAAUGAGGAAAUGAUAACAGAAACAGCAUUCCAGUAUCAACAAGAGCUUAAUGAUCUCAAGGCUGAGAAUACAAGUCUCAAUGCCGAACUGUUGAAGGAAAAAGAAAGCAAGAAAAGACUGGAAGCUGACAUUGAAUCUUAUCAGUCUAGACUGGCUGCUGCUAUAAGUAAACACAGUGAAAGUGUGAAAACAGAAAGAAACCUAAAACUUGCUUUAGAGAGAACACAAGAUGUUUCUGUACAAGUAGAAAUGAGUUCUGCUAUUUCCAAAGUAAAAGAUGAGAAUGAGUUUCUUACUGAACAACUUUCUGAAACACAAAUUAAAUUCAGAGCCUUAAAAGAUAAGUUCUGUAAGACAAGAGAUAGUCUCAGAAAAAAGUCAUUGGCUUUAGAAACUGUACAAAACGACCUAAGCCAAACACAGCAGCAAACACAGGAAAUGAAAGAGAUGUAUCAAAAUGCAGAAGGUAAAGUGAAUAAUUCCACUGGAAAGUGGAACUGUGUAGAAGAGAGGAUAUGUCACCUCCAACGUGAAAAUGCGUGGCUUGUAAAGCAACUAGAUGACGUUCAUCAGAAAGAGGAUCAUAAAGAGAUAGUAACUAAUAUCCUAAGAGGCUUUAUUGAGAGUGGAAAGAAAGACCUCGUGCUAGAAGAGAAAAGUAAGAAGCUAAUGAAUGAAUGUGAUCAUUUAAAAGAAAGUCUCUUUCAGUAUGAGAGAGAGAAAGCAGAAGGAGUAGUGGUUGUGAGACAACUUCAACAAGAAGUGGCUGACAGCGUAAAAAAAUUAACGACGUUAGAGUCUCCACUGGAAGGUAUAUCACGUUGUCACAUUAAUUUGGAUGAGACACAGGCCUCAAAGAAGAAAUUAUUUCAAGUGGAAAGUCAACCUAAAAAAGAAAAUGAAGAAUUAAGAAAACUUUUUGAGUUAACAUCAUCACUGAAGUAUAAUGUGAAUCGAAUAAGAAAGAAAAAUGAUGAAUUAGAAGAAGAGGCAACUGGAUACAAGAAACUCCUGGAAAUGACAAUAAAUAUGUUAAAUGUAUUUGGAAAUGAAGACUUUGAUUGCCAUGGAGACUUAAAAACAGAUCAACUGAAAAUGGAUAUUCUGAUUAAGAAGCUAAAACAGAAGUUUGUUGAUCUUACGGCAGAGAAGGAAGCUUUAUCUUCAAAAUGUGUCAAUUUGGCUAAAGACAAUCAAGUUCUUCAACAGGAGUUUUUAUCUAUGAAAAAAGUACAACAGGAAUGUGAAAAACUUGAGGAGGAUAAAAAGAUGUUGAAAGAAGAAAUAUUAAAUCUUAAGACACAUAUGGAAAACAAUAGGGUAGAACUUAGUAAACUACAAGAAUAUAAAUUGGAGCUAGAUGAAAAGGCAAUGCAGGCAGUAGAAAAAUUAGAAGAAAUCCAUUUACAGGAACAAGCACAAUAUGAAAAACAAUUAGAGCAGUUAAACAAGGAUAAUAUGGCUUCACUAAAUAAGAAGGAACUCACACUUAAAGAUGUGGAAUGUAAAUUCUCAGAAAUGAAAACUGCUUAUGAAGAGGUUACAACUGAAUUAGAAGAAUAUAAGGAAGCCUUUGAAGCAGCAUUGAAAGCUAACAAUUCCAUGUCAAAAAAAUUAACAAAAUCAAAUAAGAAAAUAGCAGUGAUCAGCAUGAAGCUCCUUAUGGAGAAAGAGCAGAUGAAAUAUUUUCUCAGCACUCUUCCUACAAGGCGAGACCCAGAGUCACCUUGUGUUGAAAAUCUUACUAGUAUAGGACUCAACAGAAAAUAUAUUCCCCAAACACCCAUAAGAAUUCCUAUUUCAAGCCCACAGACUUCAAAUAGCUGCAAGAACUCCUUGACUGUGAUGGAGCUGGACUGUGUAGAACAAAUAACUAGAGAAACAAAGAGAAUUGUUGCUGUGUUGAACACUUGCUCCCGUCUACUUACUUCUCUAUAAUCCACUGCCAUGGAAUGAGUGAUUUUUCUUAGAAGCAGAGGUGGAGCCACUGAGGAAGCACAGGUGAGCCCUCCCCAGCACGUGCUCACUGGUCCCCAACAGAAGAACCGCUGCUGCAUCCAUGAGGCUCCCAUUGUGGUGGGUUGUGUCACCCCACAAUGUCACUGUUGCUGAGCCCCCAUCGCCUCUGUGUUGUGGAGCAGUUAGAGACACACUGUGGUGUCUGAGUGGCUCUGCAUGAAGGACCAUUUACUAGGUGAGAGGCACAUCUCAACACAGCUGACUGAUCAGACUCAGGUGCCAUCAGAUCUCCAGCCUUUGCACAUGCUGUUUCCUCUCCGCGAUUCCCACAUGCCGGGCAUUAGGUCAAGCUCCACGGGACUCCCUGAGAUGGAUCAGACAUAUAUCCCACCAUGAGUACCUCACAGUCCAGCUGGGAAGAUGAGACAGGGACCUAACUAUCUACAGAACAGAGUCACCAGCUUAUAGGUACAAAGGAAGGGCAUGGACAGCACAGGACACACCUGCCUACUGCUAGAGCCACAGGUUAGUCACAAAGCAAAAGCCUGUAAUGGAUACACAAAAGAUAAAAGGAAAAGAACCAAAACAUACUACUACAGAGAGCCAUGAAGCCACAAAAGAAGAAAGCAAAAGAGGAAAAAAGGACCAAAGGCUCUACAAAGCAACUAGAAAACACUUCAACAAUGGCAAGAGUUCAAGCGAUUCUCCUGCUUCAGGCUCCCGAGCAGCUGUGAUUACAGUCACCCGCCAUCAUGCC